AUGCAGCUCACCGAGGAUCAAGCGACGGAAGUGAAGAAAUGGGUAGUCAGGAAACUGGAAGAUAUAUCGGAUGCCGACUCUGAUGUACUUGCCGAUUAUGUCCUGGCGCUUAUCCGAACAGAUGCCCCGGACGAGGAGAUCCGGAAGGCUUCGGUGGAUAAUCUGGAAGACUUCCUGAGAGAACACACUGUUCAGUUUGUCGACGAACUCUUCACAACGUUUGCGCCCAAGCCGCAGCCCGUCCAAACCGCCGCAAUGUCCCAUGAUGGUGCUGCAGGAUCAGCUUCGGAACAGCAACAGACCUUUGGAGCUCCCUCCGGUCCAGCAAAUGGUCCAUACGGCAUCCCACAGUCGCAAGCUGAUGGCUCCAACUUCAAUCGCAAGCGUAACUACCACGAAGGAUUCCAGGCGGAUCAGGAGCGCGACGACGGACCCCACCAUCGCACAUACAAGACCCCUCGCCGGGGACGCGGCGGUGGUCGUGGAGAUUGGAUGGGUAGGGAUGGCGGCCGUGCAGGACCGGCUGGUCCGGGACAAUUCCAUCCUGGUGCAGCGGGAUUCCCGGUCAUGCCUCCUGCGUUCCCCGGCUUUGACCAGAAUGAUCCGAUGGCGGCGAUGAUGGCUCUACAGAGCAUGGGUUUCCCUCAGAUGCCGGGUAUGCCUCCGAUGCCGAUGCCACCCCCGGGUGCCGGUGCCGGCCAGCAACCGGACAAGAUGGGACCCAAGAGUUCGGAGCGGUGUCCGUUCUAUGAGACCCAGGGUAUCUGCUACCUUGGCGCUACAUGUCCGUAUCAGCACGAUGCCAUGCCAGGGUCCUCCAAGGAAGAUGAAUACGAUCCCAAAUCCUCCAAUCUCAUUACCGACUUCCAAAGGCGCACGGAUACACCUAUGCGAGGCAGCGACAGAGGUCGUGGCCGCGGCCGUGGUGGGGACCGAGGUGGUUUUGGAGGCAGGGGACGCCGCUCUGAAUUCUCUUCUGCUGGGCCUAACGAGGAUACGACGAUCACAACCAUUGUCGUUGAGCAGAUCCCUGAUGAUAAGAUGGAUGAAGCCUCGAUCCGAGAGUUCUUUUCACAAUAUGGCGAGAUCACUGAGGUCUCCCUCCAACCACACCGGCGACUGGCCUUGAUUACCUACGAUAGCCACGCAGCUGCUAAGCGGGCGUGGUCUAGUCCCAAGGUGAUCUUUGAUAACCGAUUCGUCAAAGUCUACUGGCAUAAGCCCAAGGGUGAUCGGAAUGGUGACCAUCGGUCUCCCGCUGGCGACGCCAUGAACGAGGGCCCGGCCUUCAACCGGGAAGAGUUUGAGAGACAGCAAGAGGAAGCCCAGCGGGCGCAUGAGGAGAAGUUAAAGAAGCGCAAGGAGACUGAGGAAGCAAAACAAGCCCUCGAGCGACAGCGCGAUGAGCUUCUGAAGAAGCAACAGGAAGAGAAACUUCGUCUGAUGCAAAAGCUUGGUGGAAAAGAAGGCAGUGACGGCAGCGCCUCUCCGGCUGACGAAGCGGCUGUGUCACAGGAGAAUGCCAGUGACCAGACCCAACAGCUUCGUGCGCAGCUGGCCGCUCUUGAAGCUGAAGCGAAGAGUCUUGGUAUUGACCCCAACGGUGGUGCAAGCGCACCGUACUCCUACCGCGGCCGCGGGAGAGGAUUCGGUGCCCGUGGUGGAUUCCCGCCCCGAGGCCGUGGUUACGACCCGUCCUUCCGUGGUGGAUAUCGUGGUCGCGGUGGCGCUGCUCGCGGCAGAGGUGGUGUUCUACGUCUCGACAACCGACCCCGUAGGGUGGCUGUCUCUGGUGUAGAGGUCAACUCCGAAAAGGACGAGGCCUUGAGACAAUUCCUCAUUGGCGUCGGCGAAUACGAAUCCAUCGAGCCCAACCCAGACCAACCCGACUCAGUCAUCGUGGCCUUCAAGGAACGCUACCUGGCCGAAAAGUUCAUGUUUGGACCCCGAGACAUCCCCUCGGUAGGCCAAGUCCAGCUCACCUGGGUCCCCAACCCCCCGAUCACCCUUCCAGCUAGCGGCGCAAACUCCGGCCCUGGCUCGGAUACCAACAAGACAGGGUCAGACGAGGACACGGUGAUGGACAACGCGACGGGGCCAUCCAUGGUGCCGGAGCAGACCGGAGCACGGAAGGACGGUCCGCAUGAUGUGGACUACGAUGUUGCGGAGGUGGAUGACAGUUGGGGAGUGGAGUAG
This is a messenger RNA of Aspergillus niger, 2196 nucleotides long. RefSeq lists its product as uncharacterized. Gene Ontology annotation, molecular function: metal ion binding; RNA binding. Gene Ontology annotation, cellular component: nucleus. NCBI's taxonomy places the organism in Eukaryota, Fungi, Ascomycota, Eurotiomycetes, Eurotiales, Aspergillaceae. Bases 1 to 2196 code for a protein of 731 amino acids. The record is from RefSeq and is a predicted model, not a curated record. Gene Ontology annotation, biological process: mRNA processing. The transcript has 5 exons.